Heterocephalus glaber (naked mole-rat) is the source of this 2783-nucleotide messenger RNA. NCBI's taxonomy places the organism in Eukaryota, Metazoa, Chordata, Mammalia, Rodentia, Bathyergidae. The record is from RefSeq and is a predicted model, not a curated record.
CUUAGGUUCAACUCUCGAUACCGUGAAAACAACCCAAAAAAGCGACCGGCCGCAAGCCCCAGAUGCGCGACUUCCGCUGCGCGGAAGAGCCGAUCCUGCCCAAUAGACCCUGCCUUCCGGGCUCCAGUAUGCGCAAGGGCACGCCCCUGUUUCCGAGCUAAUCAGAGGACGUCUCCGAUGGGCGGGCCAAUCGUGGACACGCCAGCUCAGACGGACCAACAGAAGGGCCGGUUGCCCCGCCCUUCCCAGGCGUCCUCGGCGCGCGCGGCCGAAUCUCCCGCCAAUAUCUCUCCGCCCGCGAAGGCGCGGCCAAUCAACGCUCGGACAGCCGCGGCGCCUGCAAGCCCGAGGGGGACCGAUUGUUCCCCUGCUUUUCCUCAGCGAAGCUGGCGACGUCGCCUCGCUUUUCCGAGAGGUAGCCUUCUGCAGCGAGGUCUGGCGACUCCCCGCUGUCUCCGAGCCUCGGCCCAGGCCCUGGCCUACCGCGAGGCCUGCUCACCCGAGCGAGCCUCCCCCGCCGGUGCGGGCCUAUGGUCUCGCCCGGCCCCGCGCGCGGGAGAGUCAGGGGCGGGGCCUAGCGCCCUUAAGGGAGGUUGGGGGCGGGGCGUGGGCAGUGCAGUUCCGUCUCGCACCGGCGUCGCUGGGUCUCGCUCGCCUCCGCCAGUCUCCAGUGGUCCGCCAUGGCCUGCCGGCCGCGCAGCCCACCUGGGUACGCCAGCCCGCCGUCCCCCGCGCGAUGGAGCCUUGGGCGGAAGCGCAGAGCCGACGGGAGGCGCCGGAAUCCGGAGGAUGCGGAGGAGGACGAGCGCCGCCCCGACAGCAGGCCUGAGAGGUGAGGGGCCGGGCGUCCGUGUCUUGCUCUCAGAAAGUGCAGUUCGGCGGCCGAGGGCGCAGGGCGUUCUGCUUCUCCCGGCCUGAAGAGCGUCUUUCCGGGGAUAGGUGGCAGCAAAACUGGUUUCAGCCGGAACAGGUCAGCUGGGUUAUUGUGUUGCAGAAUACUAGGGGCUUCCAUUUUUAAAGCGGCCGACACACCUCGUCGUUUUUUGUUUUACUUGUCUCUGAGAAGCUGAGCAUCAUGUGGGUCACAGGUGUUGAGAGCCGAAAAGCAAGGUAGAUUGAGCUCGCUCAUCUCUGCCUCCUGAUGCUCCCGGGGUGUUGCUCUCUGUGUGAGAGCCUUUGUUGCUUUUUCCUUCAUUGAGCGUCUUCUGGGUUACGCAGUGUGCAGGGAAGGUCAGAAUGGGAGUUGGACAAGGUAGCUGGUGAGAGCGGGACAGCCAGGGAAAGCGGGUAUUUCAGAGGGGCCCGGAGUGUGAAGGAAGCGUGCUGGCGGAUGUGGGCAGUUCAGGGAAGAGGUCUCAGGAGAGGCUGUGGUGACUGGGAUGAAGGAAGUGAUUCUCUGUGCCCAGGCCCUUGGGUUGGGGACGUGUUUGGUCUUGAAAGUGGAUAGAGGAUCCGGGCGUGACGGCACUCCAGAAGUUCACUGCAAGUUCGAGGUCAGCCUGAACUGCAUGGUGAAUUCAAGGUCAGCCUGAACUGCGUGGCAAGACCUUGUCUCAAAAAACAAAAGAAAAACAAAAAGGAAGUUGAUAGAGGAUAAGGACAGCUGGUGUCUGCUAAGCUCAAAAAGGCAUAGGAACUUGGCUUGAUGGGGCAGCAAGGGUUAUGAGGAACGUGCGGCUCAGGACACUUAAGGGGAGGGUGGAGGAAAAGUCUGGAUGACUCAAGCUUUUGGGCUUGUGAUUAGGAGGCACUUGCCUAGCUGCAGAGGUGGGGGCCCAGCAAACCUCGAGUGGGAGCAAGUUAAUGGGAGUCCAUCGUUAGCCUCAUACUGCACAUGGGUAUGUGAAGGUAUGUAUAGUAUUUAAAGACCUUACAGCGAUGUUUACAGUAUUCAGAGACUUGGGACUGAGUGUGAAUGUAGGGAAGGCCCUAGGGCAGCUCUAGGUUAGAUGCAAAAUGAAGGCAAUCAGAUCUUGUGUGGAAGGGUGAUGGUGCAAUUUUUAUAAUCCUGCCAGGACUCUGGAGCCUGAGGCAGGGAGUUCAAGGCCAAACUCUAAACAACAAAAACUUGGAGAUCAAUCUCUGAACCUUCCCUUUCUCUUAGCUGAAGAUGAAAUGUUAAAUUCUUAGCAAUUUUCUCCAAGGCAUUGGUAUCUGAACAAUAGCCUUGUAGUUCACAAGUGGAUCAUUGAGCCUCCUCUUUUCUCCAAGACUGUGGGAAUGUGUCCCUGGCCUCCUGCCUUGCUGCUGUGCACUUUGUGCUCCGUAGAGGUGCCUGCAGUCACCCAACAAGUAGAACCGUCUGUAUCUCCUUGCCUGCUGUGAUGGUGGAGGGGAAGUAGUGGAAAGUGCUGUUACAUAGGGUAGAUGGUGAGAGUAAUCUGCCUAAUUUGGGAAAUGGACUUUAGCUUUACAAAAGGUACCACACUAUGAGGUGGAACAGAAGGUCACUCUCACACUCUAAACUGUCUUUGUUCAGAUGUCUGUCUUGGCUGGGAGGUUGAGGCCUGUCCUUCUGUGCUAGUGGGAUGUUAAAGUCCAGUUCAACCCUGGGCAAACCUGCCUUUGAUUCCACUUUGUGUCUGUGAUGGAAUUACUGAGUCAGUUUAACGUUCAGCUAAUUGCCUAAUUUAACUUCAGACCUUUCCAACCAUUUUUAUUUUUAUAUAUAUACAUGUAUAUAUACAUAUGUAUGUAUUUUUGUUGUUGUUUUUUGGGUACCGGGGCUCAAACUCCGGACCUUGUGCUUGCAAGGCAGGCAUGGUGCCAGAGCUAAAUCCCUA